Marmota monax (woodchuck) is the source of this 2092-nucleotide messenger RNA. It is a transcript of the gene Fbxo9, whose product is annotated as F-box protein 9. The transcript has 13 exons. Gene Ontology annotation, cellular component: SCF ubiquitin ligase complex. The record is from RefSeq and is a predicted model, not a curated record. Bases 325 to 1638 code for a protein of 437 amino acids. Gene Ontology annotation, biological process: SCF-dependent proteasomal ubiquitin-dependent protein catabolic process. Gene Ontology annotation, molecular function: protein binding. Lineage: Eukaryota; Metazoa; Chordata; Mammalia; Rodentia; Sciuridae.
GCGGCGUCUGAGGUCUCCAGCAGGGCCGACGCUCUUGUGCUCGUACGGUCCUCGGUGGGCAACCGGCGCCCCUCCGCAGCCCGAGUUCCCGGCCGCCGCUCCAGCGCGCCCGGAUCUGGCCCCCUGUCCCGCGAAGAUGGCUGCCGUACGCCGGGCCCGCAGUUACUGCCGCUGCCUGGUGCGCUUCUCCGACCGAGAACUCUGCUAAGCCCAGCUGCAGUAGACAGGCAGGAGUAGACACCCGACACCGAGCACCCCUCUCCAGCGGGGCGGUGCAGAGGGGGCGCAGAGAGCCCCUCGACCGCGGCCAGCCGCCCCGCCAGCAUGGCAGAAGCUGAGGAAGAUUGUCAUUCUGAUACUGUCAGAGCAGGAGAUGAUGAAGAAAAUGAAAGUCCUGCUGAAACAGAUCUGCAGGCACAACUCCAGAUGUUCCGUGCUCAGUGGAUGUUUGAACUUGCCCCAGGUGUAGGCUCUAGCAGUUUAGAAACUCGACCUUGCAAAGCAACAAGAGGCUCUUUACUGAAAGCAGCAGCAGAUGCCAAAGGAAAACAAGAACUGGCAAAAGAAGAAAAGGCUCGAGAACUCUUCCUAAAAGCAGUAGAAGAAGAACAAAAUGGAGCUCUCUAUGAAGCCAUCAAGUUUUAUCGUAGGGCUAUGCAACUUGUACCUGAUAUAGAGUUCAAGAUUACUUAUACCCGGUCUCCAGAUGGUGAUGGCGUUGGAAACAGCUACAUUGAAGAUAAUGAUGAUGAUAGCAAGAUGGCAGAUCUCUUGUCCUACUUCCAGCAGCAGCUCACAUUUCAGGAGUCUGUGCUCAAACUGUGUCAGCCUGAGCUUGAGAGCAGUCAGACUCACAUAUCAGUGCUGCCAAUGGAAGUCCUGAUGUACAUCUUCCGAUGGGUGGUGUCCAGUGACUUGGACCUCAGAUCAUUAGAGCAGUUGUCUCUAGUGUGCAGAGGAUUCUAUAUCUGUGCCAGAGACCCUGAAAUAUGGCGUCUGGCCUGCCUGAAAGUGUGGGGCAGAAGCUGUAUUAAACUUGUUCCUUACUCAUCAUGGAGAGAGAUGUUUUUAGAACGGCCUCGUGUUCGAUUUGAUGGCGUGUAUAUCAGUAAAACUACAUAUAUUCGUCAAGGGGAACAGUCUCUUGAUGGUUUCUAUAGAGCCUGGCACCAAGUGGAAUAUUACAGAUACAUAAGAUUCUUUCCUGAUGGCCAUGUGAUGAUGUUGACAACCCCUGAAGAGCCUCAGUCCAUUGUUCCGCGUCUAAGAACUAGGAAUACCAGAACCGAUGCAAUUCUGCUGGGUCAUUAUCGCUUGUCACAAGAUACAGACAAUCAGACCAAAGUAUUUGCUGUAAUAACUAAGAAAAAAGAAGAAAAACCACUUGACUACAAAUAUAGAUAUUUUCGUCGUGUCCCUGUACAAGAAGCAGAUCACAGUUUUCAUGUGGGGCUACAGCUGUGUUCCAGUGGCCACCAGAGGUUCAACAAACUCAUCUGGAUCCAUCAUUCUUGUCACAUUACCUACAAAUCAACUGGUGAGACUGCAGUCAGUGCUUUUGAGAUUGACAAGAUGUACACCCCCUUGUUCUUUGCCAGAGUAAGGAGUUAUACUGCUUUCUCGGAAAGACCACUGUAGAGCCUCAAGUCCAGUCCCAUCACUGUUGCAUGAAUAAAAGUAUAUAGUGCAAAAGAGCACCUAAGUUAUAAAUGUACAUAUAUAUAUAUAUGGAAUUGGAACUUAUUUUAAAUUGUUGGAAUUCUUUUAAGAAGAGUAUAAAUUGAUUAUUUUUUUUAUUUAAAGGGAUAGUUGAUUCUUGGGGUGUUUUGUUUUGAAAUUAUAAGUAUUAUGUUAUGAACAACCUUAAUAGAGGUUUUAAUCGUGUCCUUUUUCAAGCAAAUUUCCAUCACAUAAAUUGUCUUCUGCCUGAUCAUUUUAAUAUCUAAUUGCAUCAGGAGAGAGCUUUACCGAAUAAGUAUUUUAUUUCCUGCAUGACAUAGUGUCUUUGCACUAAGGCUCAAAGUGUGAAAACUUGUUCUGGAUUUGUUUGAAACUGUUGAACCAAUAAAGAUAAAUGUUUCUUUCAAGGAAA